GGAAGUUUCCCGAGCGGAUCGUCUGGGCAGCAGCAGCAGCUGUCUAGCUAACCAUUUACAACAACCAUGACAAGAGCUGUAGUCCAGUACACCGCAUUAAUUCAGGACUGGACCAUGUGGUGAUGAUCGGUAUGCCAUGCAGAGGAGACACAGCAGCAACACGGAUGGCAUGCCCUCUGAAAGGAGCCGAAGCCAAACUCUGGGAUCGGAAAGCAGCCUGGAUGAGGGUGGUGUGUUUGACUGCCUGAAGCCUGAAUCACCCGCUUCUCCCCAGCAGAUCUUCUCCGGCCUUGUUGGUGUCCCCUCCAGCUCUGUCUCCUCUGCCCAAUUCCAGGCAGCCGGCUUAGUCUUGGGCUCUCCCCCUGAAGUUUUUAUCCAGAUGACAGCAUCAUCCAGAGAGGAAGGGGGGCCCCAUCGCACAGAGGGUGGACCUUUUCUCCCUCGGCCACCUCAGCACCAUCAUCACCAUCACCACUUCCACCAUCAGCCCCUUCAGCAUAGGACCUCGUCCCUGCUCCAGCAGGCUACCACAGCAGCUGGCUCAGAAAGGCACAGCUCCAGGGAGGAAGCCCAGGAAGACCAGUCCACCCCAGCCCCAGCUUUGUCUGAGUUGAAAGCGGUGGUCACCUGGCUACAGAGAGGCUUCCCCUUCAUCCUUAUUUUGUUGGCUAAAGUCUGCUUUCAGCAUAAACUAGGAAUUGCUGUCUGCGUGGGGAUGGCCAGCACGUUUGCCUAUGCCAAUUCCACUUUAAGGCACCAAGUAUCAUUACGGGAGGAACGUUCUGUAUUUGUUGCUCUAUGGAUCAUCAUGUUCCUUGGAGGGAACAUCGUGUAUAUCUACUACACAUUUAGUCAUGAAGAGCUGCACAACAGCCUCAUAUUUGCCAAGCCCAUCCUCAACAGCUUUGAUUUCUUUGAUCUGAUCUGGGCAGUGGGCAUCACAGAUUUUGUACUCAAGUACGUCACCAUCAUCCUGAAAUGCUUUGUCCUCUUUCUGCCUAAGAUUCUCCUGGCAUUCAAAUCCAGGGGUAAGUUCUACCUGCUGAUCGAGGAGCUGAGCCAGCUGUUUCGAGCUCUCGUUCCCAUCCAGUUGUGGUACAAGUACAUCAUGGGAGAAGACCCCUCAAACAGUUACUUCCUGGGAGCUACACUCAUCAUCAUCUACAGCCUCUGCAAGUCCUUUGACAUCUGCGGACGUAUAUCUGCAAUACGCAAGGCCUUGGUCAUGCUCUGCAGCUCCCAGAGUUAUGGAGUGAGAGCUGGCAGUCAGCAGUGCAGCGAGGCAGGUGAUGUCUGUGCUAUUUGUCAGGCUGAUUUUAGAGACCCCAUUGCACUUCUCUGUCAGCACGUGUUCUGCGAGGAAUGCCUGUGUUUGUGGUUCGAUCGUGAGAGAACGUGUCCACUGUGUCGGUCUACUGUCAUUGAGACCCUGAGAUGCUGGAAGGAUGGCACCACCUCAGCUCACUUCCAAAUUUACUAAGUUCUAACAAUAUAUCAUGAGCAUCCAGAGAUAUGUGAUUGUACUCUGAAGCAAGGUAAACAGUGAUGUUUCUGUAAAUGUCUUAUAUAAAUCAGGCUAGGAAUAAUUGGGGUAAUACAUGAUAUAUUGGGGACAUUAAAUUUGAGAAGGCCAUAAUCGAAUAUAUUUAAAAACAAUCAUUUCCUAUAAAGCUGGUGAUUGAGGUCACAUGUUUAAAGAAAUGAUCAAUGUGGUAAAGGAACAUAAACUUGAGCUCAAUUUCAAUGGUUCGCUACUGUUGUAAUCUAUGGGUAACUUUUUAUUUGACUUUUUUUAAUAUAAAAGUUUGUUUUAAGUGCGGUUAUAAUGUAAAACGUGACUGAAUAUACACUCCGAGUUGUCUUUACAAUUUCAUCACAUGUAUUGAUUUAGUUCUACAAAUGGACUUUAUUCGAAAAUGAAAUGUCUCAGAAUGAUUCUUAAUGGAAAAUCAGUUUGUACUCUUUAGGUAGAAGAUGUUGUGGUUGGUAAAACAUAAGCAUAUUUAGAUACUGAAUAAGGAACAAGGUGGUGUGUGCCGGUUAAGUAGCCUGACUAUAAACGGUGCAUUGUAAAAGUGUUGAUAUGUAGUACAUACAUUGUCACUGACAUCAGAGGCACAUAUCUGAUAAUCGUCCAUACUGUAAAUUGUCUUCCAUUGUUAUUCCUCAUUUAUGUUGUUACUGUGUAUUUUAUUUAGAAUAAUUUUCCUCGGGCUGCUUAAUAGACUCUAGGACUAUAUGGAAAAUGCGCAGUGCAGCACUGAGAUCAUUGGUUUUGAAAUAAAGCACUUAAG
Molecule: messenger RNA, 2294 nt
Organism: Neolamprologus brichardi
Lineage: Eukaryota; Metazoa; Chordata; Actinopteri; Cichliformes; Cichlidae
Gene: rnft2
Product: ring finger protein, transmembrane 2
Biological process (GO): positive regulation of ERAD pathway
Molecular function (GO): ubiquitin protein ligase activity
Source: RefSeq, a predicted model, not a curated record